This is a messenger RNA of Gadus macrocephalus (Pacific cod), 1861 nucleotides long. Its product is annotated as elongin-B-like. Lineage: Eukaryota; Metazoa; Chordata; Actinopteri; Gadiformes; Gadidae. The record is from RefSeq and is a predicted model, not a curated record. Gene Ontology annotation, molecular function: protein binding. The transcript is spliced from 4 exons. Gene Ontology annotation, cellular component: VCB complex; elongin complex. Gene Ontology annotation, biological process: transcription elongation by RNA polymerase II. Bases 132 to 491 code for a protein of 119 amino acids.
GUCAUCCGUGAGGUGACGUUAUUUUGGGGUGACGCGGUUACGUUUAUUUGGAAGACUUUGCGCAUGCGCGUUACAGGUCCGGGGCUCUAGUCGGAGCCAGAGGGUCGGAGCUUGCUAGCUUAGCACUCAACAUGGACGUCUUUCUAAUGAUCCGGCGUCAGAAGACGACCAUCUUCACGGACGCCAAGGAGUCGACCACCGUGUACGAGUUGAAACGCAUCGUGGAGGGCAUUCUGAAGAGGGCCCCAGAGGACCAGCGCCUCUACAAAGACGAGCAGCUGUUGGAGGACAGCAAGUCUCUGGGAGACUGUGGCUUCACCAGUCAGACGGCCCGACCCCAAGCCCCCGGUACCGUUGGCCUGGCCUUCCGCAUCACCGACGAGAUGUUCGAGGCGCUCCAGAUGGAGAGCUUCUCCAGCCCUCCAGAGCUACCCGACGUCAUGAAGCCACAGGACUCCAGCAGCACGGCCAGCGAGCAGACCGUCCAGUGAGGGCUGGAGGGAGGGAGGGAGGGGGUGUGAGCCGUUAUAUCAGUUAAAUCACAGGACAGCAUCGGGGAGAGGGCACUUUUAGAUGACCCAAUCGGUGCCCUGCUCCUCCUCCUCCUGGUACCUCCAACCCUCCCCCUGCCCCCUCUCGCCCUCUCGCCCUCUCUCCCCCGCACAUCACUUCCGGUUAGCCUUCUCAGCCUGUCAGCUCCUUUAGCCCGGCUAGCAUGCCCACCCACAUUAUCUUUAUUAUCAUGUUGAUGUAUUCAGGAGGCGGUUGGCGGUAUCUGUCCUUCUAGUUUGCUCGAGGGGGUAGGUACCUAUCUCGCUACUUUACUAGAGAGGGAAGGUACCUAUCUUACUAGUGAACUAGUGGGGGGAAGGUACCUAUCUUACUAGUGAACUAGUGGGGGGAAGGUACCUAUCUUACUAGUGAACUAGUGGGGGGAAGGUACCUAUCUUACUAGUGAACUAGUGGGGGGAAGGUACCUAUCUUACUAGUGAACUAGUGGGGGGAAGGUACCUAUCUUACUAGUGAACUAGUGGGGGGAAGGUACCUAUCUUACUAGUGAACUAGUGGGGGGAAGGUACCUAUCUUACUAGUGAACUAGAGGGGGACGGUGCCCAUCUUAUUAGUGAACUAGAGAGACGGUGCCCAUCUUGCUAGUGAAAUAUAAGUUUAAGUUACAACUUAGAAGCCUAUCUUUCUAAUGACUCAAGGGUGGAGGUUCCCAUGUUCCUAGUUUAUCUUCAAAUUCAGUAGAAGAUAGAUAUCUUCCCAGUGAGCUAGAGAUUGAAGGUACCUCUCUUCCCAGUGAGCUAAAGAUUGAAGUAUCUUUCUUCCUACUGCACUGGACCUUGAAGGUACCUGUUUCUUGUGGACUAGAGCUUGAACGUACCUGUUUUAAUAGUGGUCCUACACCCGACCAGUCUGGUCGGGUGUAGGACCACUAGGAAAAGAGAGUGGCGAACUUUCCAUCCCAACCUUUAACUUUGCCAAGCGUGACGGUCUGACCUGGGCAGGAGGCCAGACGUCUCCCUCCUCAACACUGUAAAUGCUGUUUAGUUUUAUUUAAAGCUCCUGUGCUGUCAUGUCUUUAGUGUGACCCAAGCUCUGUCAUGUCGUGUAUUAAGAGCCUUUUUUGAGGAAUCAUAGCACUGAGAGCUAGGUGGGCCGUUCCAUGAACCAGGGGUUCAGUUUCAGAGUCUGUUGAUUCAACAGGUCUGAAGAACGACCAGGAUGAUUAACUCGCGUCUUGUCACCACACCAUGCGUGACACAUGUACACCUCACCAGCCCGCCCUCCCCCAUUCACAAAAUGAACAUAGCUUGUAACUGUGAGCUCAAAUAAAGUUUUUUCUUUCUUUUUUUUA